AUGUCCCUUCUCAAUUCGCUCUUUCCAGGCGUCGCCGUCGUGACGGGCGCUGGCGGAACCGAUCCACUCACGCAGGAAUCGAGUGUAGGCAUCGGCGCCGCGGUCGCCAGGGCCUUUGCGGCCGCAGGGUGUGAGAAAAUCGCCAUCACAGACGUGAAUCCAUCGACUCUGGAGCAGACUCGGCAAUCAGUGGCCGCAGACCACCCCAAGGUGCAGCUGUUCUCUCAUGCCGGCAGUGUCGCCGAGGAUCGAUUUGCGCAGUCAUUUAUCGAUCAAGUAGUGAAGAAGUUUGGCCGUGUCGACUACGCUGUCAACUGUGCUGGUGUCCUGGGUCUUCCCAUGCGAUCGGCAGAAACCAGCCUCGAGGAAUUCGACCGCGUCAAUAACAUCAAUUAUCGCGGGUGUUGGUUGUCGUCGCGGGCUCAGCUUAAGCAGAUGGUUUCACAGAAACCGCUUCCUAGCCACGAUCCCAACCGUCCUCCUCAGCGAGGCGCGGUGGUAAACAUCGCCAGUCAACUAGGGAUUGUCAGCCGACCGAAUGCUCCGGCAUAUUGUGCAUCUAAAUCAGCUAUCAUCGGGUUGUCUCGUGCAGAUGCGAUAGAUUACUCGGCGGAUGGGAUCCGAGUCAACUGUGUCUGCCCGGGUGUCAUCGAGACGCCUUUAGUCAUGGAAAAGAAGGAAGUACGUGAAGCCAUCACUCCUGCUGUAGAGAUCGCACCAAUGAAACGGAUGGGAAAACCGGAGGAAGUGGCAGAUGCAGUGCUGUUUCUCUGUUCGACGCAGGCGUCGUUCGUUCAAGGCCAUGCCAUGGUGGUGGAUGGCGGAUAUAUAACCGUGUAG
Messenger RNA from Penicillium argentinense, 840 nucleotides. RefSeq names its product SDR family NAD(P)-dependent oxidoreductase. The transcript has 3 exons. NCBI's taxonomy places the organism in Eukaryota, Fungi, Ascomycota, Eurotiomycetes, Eurotiales, Aspergillaceae. The record is from RefSeq and is a predicted model, not a curated record. Bases 1 to 840 code for a protein of 279 amino acids.